Molecule: messenger RNA, 8020 nt
Organism: Caenorhabditis sp. 36 PRJEB53466
Lineage: Eukaryota; Metazoa; Nematoda; Chromadorea; Rhabditida; Rhabditidae
Source: the annotation of a GenBank genome assembly
AUGAUGAGCAAUGGAUGCUUCAGCCAAUUCGAGUCAGCUACAAAAGUUUUGGAAAUCAGGCGGCAUGUCUGAGUAUAUUAUUUUUUCCAGGAGUGUCCAGAAGAGACCGAUCAGUUGACUUAUCACAGGUUGAGUUCAGUCAGUAAAGUUCCAACAGUUGGGAAUGUUUCUGCUCUACGAGAAAUCAUUCAAGAUCGUCUGGAAUUGAAAACGCCAGUAGAAAAACAUGCCCCAAGUGAGUAACAAUACUUUUUGGACCUGGGCACGCGCAGCGGACUCAGGCUUUAAAAAACUUGUAAGAAUAGUAUUGUUUUAACAGAUCCAAUUAAACCAUUCUUAACAAGUAACAUAACCGUCCAUGAGCCAAAUGGGAUCGACUCUCCAUUCGGGAGCCAUAACUUUGGCAGGGUAUUAGAUGGACCAGUCGAUUCUAGUAAAUACUUUCAAGGCGUACGUCCAAAUUUUCCGCUGUAAAUAUACGUCGGACCGAAUUGCAGGUCCCACCACCCAGUUAUAAUCAAAUCAAAACGUUGCACAACUGUGAAUCGAAACCUCCGGUUCCUCGUUCGAAACAGAGUCAAGUCGUACCAGUGUCCCGACACAUAAUGGAGUUGCCUUUGUACCGACAAGUGCAUUUGAAGUCUUCAUACAAAACACCUUACAAUCAUUCAUUUGAUCCUCGUUUGCAAAUAGAGGAUAUGGAUGACUCUGCAUCUGUGAUCUCUUCUUGCAUUUCAACAUUCGGAGAAUCAUCAGAAAUCGCUGCGUUCUCUGCUGCUGGCGAGCAACGGGAUUUGUAUGAACAGUACCGAAAACAGUUCCUAUCUGACGUUCCUGUCAACAGUAGCGAUACUCCGGGUGAAGAAAUAUCAUCGGAAUUAGGCCUGGGAGAUUUUGUGAAGAGCCAAGACACACUUUCCAAACCCUUAAAUGUGCCUUCUAGAAAUGGAAUCUUCGAGAAAGGCCAAAUAACGCACUCGCUACCAACAUCUGAGGAUCUUGAAAGCUCUCAACUUCUAAUGAAACCAAAGUCCCCGAUACCGUACUCCAGUGCUUCCAGUUUCCAUUAUGGGACUAUCAGGAGAAAGUACAAACCGGUUCCGAUUAAUUUGAGCGAGAACUUCUUAAUUUCAAGGAAGACAGACUCAAACGAAGAAUUAACUUCAAGUAAUCACCUUGAAGAGUAUCAUCAAGAUACAAGGUAAGCCGUUUACUUUUAUUAUUACUCGAAACAUUUUUUGAGCAAAUUAUUCUAUCCAAUUAUCAAAUUAACCUUCUUGCCUUCUGCGUCCGGCGGUAUCGCGACCAUUACGCGUCCAAAAAAUUAACGCCUACUUUGCACUUUCCGCGCAAAUGCGAAAUUUGAUGAAUAACUACUGAAAAUCUAAGAUUCCUCGACUUUCUUGACAUUUCUGACGACAUAGUUUUUCGCAUUUACUUUGAAAUACCCCGAUAUAAAAUAAUCUAGCAGUCAAUAAGUCUUUGUCAGAAAAAAUAUACAAUAGACCUUGGUUUUUUCAGAAGCCUUCCCACUCAAACCGUAGAUGCGCCUGAAAUGCUACCCGAUUCCUUCACGAUUCCAAGUUUAAAAAUUCUGAUUUAAAAAAAAAAUUAUAUUUUCAGGUAAUUGUUCGGAAAUCUGCGAUCCUCCUUCUCUGUCUCAUUCUUCUCAAAACCAAUUUAUGCCUGAUUCGUUUUGUGAACCUUCCUCAUUCCAAGAAGAAAAUCUUGUUUCCGAUAAUACCUCAGAUUACACACCGAAAAAAACCAAGUCGCAAUGGUACAGAGAAUUCUUCAAACAGAUGGAAUGUCUACAAGAACCACGUCUUGUGAAAGGCGAGUUUCUUGACUAUUUAAAAAUGAAGAGCUUACGCUCGGGAGUGGCUGCGCCGCUUGUUUGAUAGUUUACUUUGGACGGUACCAUAUAUGCGCAAAUUUUUAAAAUUGUGCACAAUUGUGCGUUUUUACGUAACUGUGCGUGCGGAUAAUGUGCCAGGUAGGCUGCGCCUGCGCCUGUUUUUCAUGGUCGAACAGGCGAUUUCAGGCGCCUGUUUUCUCAACGCAGGGACGCGGCGGCCCGUUGAAAAAACAGGCGCCUGAAAAAAUAGGCGCCUGUUCGACCAGCCUAGUGCCAGGCUUACCACGAUAUCCUCUAAAAAUGCGAGUCCGUGACAAAAGGUCGGAAAACCAAAAAGGUUGGAAGAAAAAAGGUCGGAAAAAAGUGACAAAAGGUCGGAAAAAAGUGACAAAAGGUCGGAAAAAAGUGACAAAAGGUCGGAAAAAAGUGACAAAAGGUCGGAAAAAAGUGACAAAAGGUCGGAAAAAAGUGACAAAAGGUCGGAAAAAAGUGACAAAAGGUCGGAAAAAAGUGACAAAAGGUCGGAAAAAAGUGACAAAAGGUUGGAAAAAAGUGACAAAAGGUUGGAAAAAAGUGACAAAAGGUUGGAAAAAAGUGGUUUGGCUUCCGACCUUUUUGGUUUUCCGACCUUUUGUCACGGACUCAAAAAUGCAGAUUUUGCGGCCACGGUGUUUUUCCGCAGGCCAGAGAUUCUAGUCCACGGCCCUCAUUCCCGCCGUUUUUUCGGCGGUUCAACCUAUUAUAGGGGCACCGCACAGAAAUGGCGCUCUGUUGAGAAACUCUUUUUGCAGUGCAAAUUGAGCGACCUCGGGGCCGAGUUUGAAAAGAUAGGCCACGUUCUAAAUGGAAAAUUACUUCGCGGCCUAGAAAUUCGGCCAGAUUGCAAACAGCGCGCCCUUUCUGUCCGGUGCCCCUAUAAUAAUAGAACUGAGCAGAAUAGAACCGCCACAUAAUAGAAUUGGGCAGACUAGAACUGCGCAGAAUAGAACCGCGCACGGCUACCAAAAGUGUAGAAAGGGGCGUGGCCUAAUCUGAGACGCGUUUUCUGAAAUUUGUCGCAAUUCCAGCACUUCUCCGAUAUUUUUGUGUUUGAUAACGACGAAAGAAGACACUAAAGAGAGAAAACAUCGAAAUUUUCGUGAAAAUGCCGCGUUUGAAACUUUUUGGCAUAUUUCGCGAUACGCUCUCCGCGGCCAAUCGCCGCCGCAAUUUCGGAAUUUUCAUACCGGCCGAUCCACGGUCUCCCAGGGCGCUAAUGCUAAGCACAGUGCGCUCGUAAAUUGCGGAGUGUCGUUGUAACUUUUUAAAAUUUGCAGGUCUAAAAAUGCAGUUCAAUUCGAGUUUACGACCUUUAUUUAUUUAUUUUUGACUUGAAAAAGGUCUAGAAAACAAUAUUUUACUGAUUGAAAACCGUUCUUUACAGAAGGUUAGUUUUCUUGAGCAGUUUUCGAAAACUAUUCGAAAAACAUCAAAAUCUCCCUUUAUAGCCAGUCCUGUGGCACAACUAUGUAAUCUCUCGAUGAUGUCAGGUGCCGUUCCCGCUCAGUGGACAAAAUCUAUAGUGUUUCCCCUUAAGAAAAUUUCCAAUCCGACUCUACCCGUUCAUUUUCGCCCUAUUAGUUUAACCUCGGUCAUCUGCCGCUCUUACGAAAGGUGUCUAUUGCGUCAUUUACUUCAGCACCUUCAAGAGAUACAAUUCUGGAGCGAUAGCCAGCACGGCUUACGACCAGGCAGAUCCACAACUACAUGUGCUUUAGAAGCCAUGAAUGAUUGGACCACACAUUUGGAAGAGUGUCAACAGGUGGACGUGAUCUAUUUCGACUUCUGCAAGGCUUUCGAUAGAGUACCGCACUCGCUUCUAAUAGAGAAGCUAAUGAUGCUGAAUUUUAACGUGAAUCUUAUUAAUUGGAUCAAAGCUUACCUAAAUAAUCGCAGCUACCAAGUUCGAAUAAACAACGCACUCUCAUCAGUAAGACCCGCUCCAUGUGGGGUACCACAAGGUGGGGUUUUGUGGGGUUCUGUCCCCAGUUCUUUUCUGUAUUUAUGUCAGCGAAAUUAGCAAGAUCCUUCCUCCUCAGAUACAAUCGAAACAAUAUGCGGACGAUCUCAAGAUCUACACACACUUCCCCAAGUUAUCCCCUUCCAAAGAUCUCCAGAUCGCAAUUGACCGUAUUUCUGAAUGGUCCAAGAAUCACAAGCUGUCUCUUAAUCUCUCUAAAUCAGUUUGUAUAUCACUAGGUCGAAAUCCCACAAUAACCAAAUAUUAUAUAGACACAGCUGAGAUAAAAAGAGAAUCAACCUGCAGAGACCUCGGAUUUCUUAUCUCUUCAAAUCGAGAUUUUGCUGACCACUGGAAGAAGACCAUUCAAAAAGCAAACAUAAUGACAGCGAACCUUUUCAAGUAUUUUACUCUCCAAACACACGCCUGAUGACUCUCUUAUUCAAAACAUUCGUACGGCCCAUACUUGAAUAUGGCACUAUAGUCACAUGUCCUUCUAAAAAAGCUACGAUAAGAGCAAUAGAACAGGUUCAAGGUAACUUCUCACGUAAACUCUGGUUACGGAAAAUAGGAGCUUUCGUACCUCGAGAUUCGCCAAACUACAUAAACGCCAGUGAACGUCGCCGUCAAUUUAACCUCGAAUCCCUUGAAACUCGCCGAUCACAUUUAGAUAAGAAGUUUUUAAUCAAAUUGUUAGCUAACAAAGUCGACAUCAAUCCCGAUGACUUUUUCCUACGCUUAAACACUACACGGACUAGACGGAGUCACGUUUACCGAUGGAAGACUCCGAAAUCUAAGCUAAGACACAACUUUUUUACUCACAGAGUCUUAUCUAAGAUGAAUCCGGCACAGGCAUCUGUGAAAUGAUGAUCUUUUUCCUUUUGCGCGGGCAAGUAGCUGAAGAUUCCCCAUUUAUUCCCCCCAUCUCCCCCUCAUCCCUCCCCUUCAUCCAUUCUCUCUCUCUUUUCUCUAAACAUUCCACUUUAAAAUAAAACUUUAAAAAAUUUAAAAAAUUUAAAAAAACCCAGGCCAAAACCUUCAAAUUGAAAUAACUCGGCUAAUUCUCAACGAUAUGCGAAAUUUAUGUUACCAAAACGUAGCUAGUGCUCUAACUAUUCAAAUCCAGGUUCCAGGCGUACAAAAAAUAGGUUUAUUGAACAGAAAACAUGGAAAGAACGCGGCCUCCCGUUGAAAUUUAAUUAAUCGGCCGCCGCGUAAAUCGACACAGCCCGCAUGUUGCAAGUGUGCCCCAUUGAAAUCAUCCGUGGGAGACCGUGCGAUCUGGAUAGUUCUGAGACGAAGUGAGUGUUGGAAAUAAUUAAGCACGUUAAUACAAGUAUUUUAAGCGUUCAAACGGCAAAAAGUAUCGGCGAAUGACUGAAAUUCGCGCAUUUUCAGCACAAAACUCAAAAUCGAUUCAAUUGAUUCAUUUCUGAAUGAAACCUGCUCGUUUUAAGCUCAAAAAGUGCGCGAUGAUUAGUUUAACAAAGUUAUGCAAUUACAUCGUCGAAAUCAUAAAAAAUUUGGGUAAUUUUUGACGAAAAACGUGAAAAAUGGAGUUAAAUUUCGAAUUUCGCGCCAAAAUGGUGAAUCACUAUUGUUGAUAAACCGUGCACGCUAGGCCACGCCCCUUUCUACGUUUUUGGUCGCCGUGCCGCGACACAAUAGAACCGCGACAUAAUUUUGUGGGCCAAGAAGCUUAAGACCAUGAAAACAAUCAGUGUGUACUUGAAACUGCCGUCUACAGAAACAAAAUUGAUUGCGCUCUACUGAAUAAACACGUGUGGUCAGCAGUGCGAUCUUAGCAAAUAUCAAAGAAAACGUCCAGGAGAGUUCCGACAAUACUAUUUUCGUGUGAAUUUCUUUCAAAAUUUUUUUUUGAUGGUCGGCGUCAAUCAAAGUGAGCUCUCGAGACUAAAAUGCUCAUUUUUCCCAAAAAGUUUCGUUUUCGGGUAAUUGGUAAUUUGAGAGGAAUAACUCUCCAGCGUCUCUCGAGCCUCGAGACCGAGAUGAGACCAAACUUUUGACUUAUCUUUUCGUGGUUAUCCAUACCCUAGCUGUUUCUAGUUAACGAGCUGGAACAUGAAAUCUCACUAGCUAUAUACGUCUGUGCAGAAAACCACACAAUUCUUGCUAGUUUCUCGAAUAUUUGAAUGAGCUCUCUCGUUCUCCCUUUUUUGUCUUAGUCUCUUCAUAUUCCACUCUUCGGUGUUUUGGAAGAAUUCCCUUCUAUUUUUUAUUUCGCAACGUGUCUUGAAUCAUUCAAGGUGAAUUUCUAUAGACGUGAAUCUGAUGUCGCAAAUUUGUGAUAUAUGUAAGUGCUAUGACGACGCAGAAGGGUAAUAAAUUGUUCGGUUUCCUGUAGGCUCACCAAGAUGGAGUGCCAAGCGCGUUUUCUGGAACAGUCCGAAAGGAACUCAUUUUCAUUUACCAACCUACUAUUUUCGCGAUGAUGACCCUCGUCCAAUAAGAUGUUCUGGAAUAUGUUGUCUGAGAAAAAAAGAUAAACAAUAUGGAACACCGUGCAUGAUGUGUUCUCGUCCAAGAAGAGAUGCCGAUUUUCACGAGACUGACAAUAUAUUAAACGAAAUGAAACUGAAAAACGUCCAUUCGCAUUCACAGACCAGUUUAGGUGAAUUUCGAGAAAAGCAAAAACUGUUUACAGUUUAUCCAUCCUGGUUUCAGACUUAAUCCGAAUAUCAAAAAAUCUUGAAGAAACGACAAAAACCCUCGACGUUGUUCUGAAAGAAAUAGACAAAAAUUGGAAACGGUCUAAAUCACAACCAACGAUUUUACUAACAAAAGGCUCGCUAACCGUUAAACCGAUUGAUGCAGAUAAAUCCAGCCAAAUAAUAUUGUUUUAGGAACAGAAGAAAACAUUUCGGUUCAUAACCAACAGUUAGAGAAUUCGACGCAAGGAGUUCUGUUACGUCUGGAAACAGAAAACCAGGAUUACGAGUCAGUGAAAUCUGAUAACCAAUUUUCAAACAUGUAUGUUGAGGCUACCCCGAAUCAGAACGUAUGAUCGAAAAGUUUCAGGCCAUCCGCAUCUCCGACACUACAAAAAAGUCUGGAAACGCUGAACAGCCUUCUUCAUGAAUUUUCUAGCGAUUCCCGAACUCAACCUCUGUCAAGCAAUCAUCAGAUUAUGGCGACAGCAACAGCCGUUUAUAAGUUUGAUCCGAAGAGUCAAAGGCAAGCUUGAAAACCGUAAAUAAAAAAAACUUUUUUCAUAGGGAGCUGGCACUUAACCGUGGAGAUAUUGUUAAAAUAAUAAAAAAUAUCGACGCUUAUUGGAUGGAAGGAGAGCGGAAUGGAAGAUCUGGAAUAUUUCCGGCGUCUUACGUUCAAUUAGAUCGUAGAGAGGAUGUAAUCGUAGAACAAGUACGAGCACUUUAUCCUUUCACAGCAAGAAACAGCAAUGAGCUGAGUUUGAAAAAGGUUUGCGAAACAGAACAAAAGACAAAAAAAGGUACUUCAGGGUGAAAUGUUGACUAUUCUAAGAGAGGUCGACACUAAUUGGUUAGAAGGAAAAAACAAAAUUGGACUUAUUGGAAUCUUUCCUGUUACUUAUGUUGAGUAUGUUUUUCAAAAACAACGAUCAGAAAUUGAUGCUCGUAAACCGGUCCGACCAAAAACCCCCAAGAUCAGCGAUGAGGUCUUAAAGAAGGAAUGUGAAACUGACAAUGUCCCUAAAUUGAAAUGGGCUGAUAAAAGUGUGGAUUUCGACUCGGAAAAGACAUUGUGCGCAGCUAUCUUCCAUUCAGAAACAUUUAAAGUUUUGCAGAAUGCUGGAUUCUUUCCCAGUCAAAGUUCAAGGAAAACUAGAGACGAAAAGGAUUGAUAUAGACAAAAACAAGCCGCAAGCCAUUCCUAAGGUGACAUGGCACGACAGUAAUAAAAUGGACACUUCUUUCAACGCAGUUUCUCUAAUCCCCGAAGGAUCGCAAGUGUAAGAUAAAAGUUUCUUCCGUGAAAGACUAUUUUACUACAGGCACAGAGUUAUUUAUCCCUAUAAACCACAAAAAGAAGAUGAACUUCAACUAUUUCCGAAUGAUAUUGUAUUCGUUGUCGAGAAAUGUGAUGAUGGAUGGUUCAUAGGAACAUCUCUGCGAACAGGAUUAUUUGGCAUAUUUCCUGGAAACUAUGUAAAAAAACAUUAA